Messenger RNA from Lemur catta (Ring-tailed lemur), 623 nucleotides. RefSeq names its product histone-lysine N-methyltransferase SETD1A-like. The record is from RefSeq and is a predicted model, not a curated record. The transcript is spliced from 2 exons. The coding region runs from base 226 to 564 and encodes 112 amino acids. Lineage: Eukaryota; Metazoa; Chordata; Mammalia; Primates; Lemuridae.
GAAAAGGAGGAGAGCAGACAGGCCCAAGGGGGUCGGCGCCCGGAGCUUCUCGGUGGCAGUGCUGGGGCGCAGGGAGGGGGCGAUUCUUACCCGGAGGCUGCUGAGCUGGAGGCGGCGGUCGGCCCGGGCGGCUGCUGUAAUCCAUUAGGCGCUGCCCGGCUGCGCGCACUCUAGGCGGCAGGGAUCCGCUCAAGUGGGAGAAGGAACCGCCUCGGAACCGCGCGGAUGCCAUCCCGCCGAAAAGGCCGGCUGCUCCUGGCAGGCGGUGUCGCUCCGGCGGGGGGCUCGGCUCCCAGGGCUCCUUCCAGGCUCCCCGCCGGGCUCCCCACCAGCUCCGGAGGUGGCAGCGGUGCGGGGCGAGCGAGCGGCGGUGGGGCUAGGUCCGGCGCCGGGCAGGAGCCCAGGCCGCCGCGGACUCCACAAUCCCGCAGCCGAGGACUGGAGCCCACCUCUGCAGAGACAAAGGAGCUGCUUUGGGGAUUUCUCCCUGACAGUAAAUGUGCUUGGCUGGCCUCCAGCAUUCUCUUCAUGGACAUGGCCAUCCCAGCUUCAGAGCCUGCCUGAAAGAGGUAACCUCCUCACUCCCCAGUCCUUUCAAACAGUCUUUAGACUUCCAGUAAUAU